AUGUUGAAUGAUGUUGACUAUAAUCUCAUUUGUAAAUUAUUGGUGGUUGGAGACUCAUCGGUAGGAAAAAGUUGUAUGCUUUUAAGAUAUUCUGAUGAUAGAUUUCUAGAGAAUCAUAUGGCAACUAUUGGAGUUGAUUUUAAAUUAAAAAAGGAGAGUGUUGGAAAUUACAAAGCUAAAAUUCAAAUUUGGGAUACAGGGUAUAGAUUCCGUAGUAUUACUGCAGGUUAUUACAAGGGUGCACAAGGAAUUUUAAUAGUGUUUGAUGUGACAAAUCGUGAAUCAUUUGAACAUGUUAAGAGUUGGUAUGAGGAAGUAAAGCAAAACACACAAGAAGGUAUUUGCAUUGUUUUGUGUGGUAAUAAGGCAGAUAUGGAAAAGGACAGAGUUGUUUCAACAGCUGAAGGUGAAAGUUUAGCAAAUCAAUUGGGAAUUCCAUUCUUUGAAACAUCAGCUAAGAAUGACUAUAAUAUUCAUGUUGCAUUCCGAAAAUUGAUUGAAACAUGUAUCAAACACCAAACAUUAGGAAAGAAGAGCAACACUCCUGGUGUCACUACCUUGGAUGAAGAAAAGAAGAGUUCUGAACAUGGAUGUUGUGGAUUCUAA
This is a messenger RNA of Naegleria gruberi, 606 nucleotides long. Its product is annotated as rab family small GTPase. Gene Ontology annotation, biological process: protein secretion; regulation of exocytosis. Lineage: Eukaryota; Heterolobosea; Eutetramitea; Acrasida; Naegleriidae. Gene Ontology annotation, molecular function: GTPase activity; GTP binding. Bases 1 to 606 code for a protein of 201 amino acids. The transcript has 5 exons. The record is from RefSeq and is a predicted model, not a curated record.